AUGGCAUCCAAGCGGAAGGCGUCCGCAAUGAAUGCGACCGCGACGGACGAGCCAGUCGAUCCCUCAGAUGAGCUCAUGUUUCUCUGUCUCGGCGGUGGCAACGAAGUCGGACGGUCGUGUCACAUUAUUCAAUACAAGGGCAAGACGGUUAUGCUCGAUGCUGGCCAACACCCAGCCUACGAUGGCCUCGCCGCGCUUCCGUUCUACGACGACUUUGACCUCAGCACCGUAGACGUGCUCCUCAUCAGCCAUUUCCACAUUGACCAUGCGGCGUCUUUGCCAUAUGUCCUAAGCAAGACCAACUUUCGCGGCCGUGUCUUCAUGACACACCCGACCAAGGCCAUUUACAAGUGGCUGAUCCAAGACAGCGUUCGAGUUGGAAACACGGCAUCAAACUCGGCGACCCAGCUCUACACGGAGCAGGAUCAUCUCAACACGUUCCCACAGAUCGAAGCGAUUGACUAUCACACUACUCACACCAUCUCGUCCAUCCGCAUCACUCCUUAUCCAGCCGGCCAUGUCCUAGGAGCGGCCAUGUUCCUCAUCGAAAUUGCCGGUCUCAACAUCUUCUUCACUGGUGAUUACUCCCGUGAGCAGGAUCGCCAUCUUGUUUCAGCAGAGGUCCCCAAGGGCCUCAAGAUUGACGUCCUCAUCACCGAGUCAACAUACGGCAUAGCAUCACACGUGCCACGACUUGAACGAGAGCAGGCCCUCAUGAAAUCCAUCACGGGAAUCCUCAACCGAGGUGGCCGAGCGCUGCUGCCUGUCUUUGCCCUUGGGCGAGCCCAGGAGCUUCUCCUGAUCCUGGACGAGUACUGGGGCAAACAUCCGGAGUUCCAGAGGUUUCCCAUCUACUACGCCAGUAACCUUGCCCGAAAGUGUAUGGUCAUCUACCAGACAUAUGUCGGAGCUAUGAAUGACAACAUCAAGCGACUGUUUCGAGAGCGUAUGGCCGAGGCCGAAGCCAGCGGCGACGCAGCGGGCAAGAAUGGACCCUGGGAUUUCAAGUAUAUCCGUUCCCUCAAGAACCUUGACCGUUUCGACGAUGUCGGGGGCUGCGUCAUGCUUGCCAGUCCGGGUAUGCUUCAGAACGGAGUGAGCAGAGAGCUCUUUGAGCGCUGGGCGCCCAGCGAAAAGAACGGCGUCAUCAUCACUGGUUACAGUGUCGAAGGCACCAUGGCCCGGCAGAUCAUGCAGGAACCUGAUCAGAUCCAGGCCGUCAUGUCUCGCAGCAUCGCCGGCGCUCGUCGAGGCCCGGGAGCUGAUUCGGAAAAAGUGCUCAUUCCCCGGCGUUGCAGCGUUCAGGAGUACUCUUUCGCAGCUCACGUUGAUGGUGUCGAGAAUAGAGAGUUUAUCGAGGAGGUUGCGGCCCCUGUUGUUAUCCUGGUCCACGGUGAGCAGCACAACAUGAUGCGUCUCAAAUCAAAGCUCCUCUCCCUCAACGCCAGCAAAACCACAAAAGUCAAAGUCUACUCGCCUCGCAACUGCGAAGAACUCCGCAUCCCCUUCAAAGCCGACAAGACCGCCAAAGUCGUCGGCAAGCUCGCCUCCAUCCCUCCACCAAAGGACGUCGACGCCUCCGCGCCGCUCGUCACCGGCGUGCUCGUCCAGAACGACUUUAAGCUCUCCCUCAUGGCACCAGAGGACUUGCGCGAGUAUGCUGGGCUCAACACCACGACUAUUACGUGUAAGCAGCGUUUGACUCUGAGUGCUGCCGGGGUAGAUCUCGUGCGCUGGGCUCUGGAGGGCACGUUUGGAGCUGUGGAGGAACUUCCAGAGAUGCGCCGCGUCAAAAAUGGAAAGCUGGAUGGCGAAGAUGAGAAGAUGGCCGAAGACGCAGAUGAAGAAGUCGCCAACCUGGUGGCAGCCUAUCUAGUCAUGGGCUGCGUCUCAGUGCGAUAUCGCACCAACGGCGAGGUCGAGCUGGAGUGGGAGGGCAACAUGCUCAACGACGGCAUCGCCGACUCCGUCAUGGCGGUGCUGUUUUCCGUCGAGAGCUCGCCCGCCGCCGUCAAGCGCUCUUCCAACGGCAAGCACUCUCACUCGCACUCCCACGGCGAGUCUGAUGACAAGCUGCUCUACGCCGCUCAGCCCGACAGCAAGAACCCGCACGCUCACGUCUCCCCCGCCGACCGUCUCGAGCGCCUCAUGUGGUUCCUAGAAGCCCAAUUCGGCGCCGACAACGUCGCUCCCGUCGAAGACCCCAAGCUGCCACCCCUCCCCGCCGCCGCCAUCUCCCCCAAAGAGGAAAAGAAAGAAGAAGACGACGAUGAAGACAGCAAAGAGGGACUGAAAGAAGAAAACGCCAACGGCGAAGACGUCAAAUCCGAAGCCAUGGAUGUCGACGAGGACGCUGCCAAGCAGCAGCUGCAAGAGCGCCAGCACAAGGAAAUCGCGCGCCUCCACAAGAUCGGCAUCCCAGUCCCGGGAAUCUCGAUCAAAGUGGACAAGAUGACGGCGACGGUCUGGCUGGAGGAUCUCGAGGUGGAGUGCAACAACAAGGUGUUUGCGGACAGAGUGCGCGCUGUGGUUGAGCGAGCAGUCGAAGUCACCGCUCCGCUGUGGGGAUAA
Molecule: messenger RNA, 2571 nt
Organism: Trichoderma breve
Lineage: Eukaryota; Fungi; Ascomycota; Sordariomycetes; Hypocreales; Hypocreaceae
Product: pre-mRNA 3'-end-processing endonuclease polyadenylation factor c-term domain-containing protein
Exons: 4
Coding region: 1-2571 (856 amino acids)
Biological process (GO): mRNA 3'-end processing by stem-loop binding and cleavage
Cellular component (GO): mRNA cleavage and polyadenylation specificity factor complex
Molecular function (GO): 5'-3' exonuclease activity; RNA binding; RNA endonuclease activity
Source: RefSeq, a predicted model, not a curated record